AUGAAAUGGUUAAUCCUUGACAAUGCUCGAACGCAUACAGCUAAAGCUUAUUCUUUACUUAAUUUUGGAAAGUCCAUCGGUACUCGUUGUCCAACUGGCACGAUAAAAUAUGCUGAUCAACAAGGUGUAAAACAAGUUAUCGAUUGCUACUUUAAGAUCGGUUCAAAUAAAGGUUUAAGUAAAGGUUUGAUUGAAAUAAGUAAAGAUCUUAAUGUUAAAUUACCAACCAAAUUAAAACUUGAACAAUUAAGAGAUAUUUUAUCUAAUCACCCAGCAUUUAAAAUUGUAAGUUCAAUUGAUUAUGUUAGGUGUCUCUCUAUUGGACUAUAUUUUAGACAUCAUGUCUCGAAGAACUAG
This is a messenger RNA of Rotaria sp. Silwood1, 357 nucleotides long. NCBI's taxonomy places the organism in Eukaryota, Metazoa, Rotifera, Eurotatoria, Philodinida, Philodinidae. The record is from the annotation of a GenBank genome assembly.